Molecule: messenger RNA, 342 nt
Organism: Meloidogyne enterolobii
Lineage: Eukaryota; Metazoa; Nematoda; Chromadorea; Rhabditida; Meloidogynidae
Source: the annotation of a GenBank genome assembly
AUGAGCAAAAACUUUCUUAGUGGAUAUGAUAAACAAAAUGCAAUCUAUGCCUUAACUUUAUUUGUUAAAAGAAGAUUAUUAAUUGUUAAUUCAAGUAAUGUUAGUGAAAAAAUUACGUAUCCAAAUUGUAUAAAAAAUGUAUUAUACGAGGCAGUUUUGGAAAUUACCAUUCCUAUUGCUAAAAUACGCUCAAAGAAAUAUUGUGCAGAAUCAAGAACUUCAAAUGAUGCCGAAUUGUCUGUUGCUUUAAUUGUUUUGGAAGAAUUGUUCAAAUUUGAUAUUAUUAAAGAAGCUUCUAUUGAAUUAUAUUGUAAGGGAAGGAAGGUGUGUUUAAAAAUGUAA